AUGCCUACACGCUCUUCGACGAGGCCCAGUGUUGAUCGCCAGCAGAUCGACCGAGUGCUGAAGCUCAGACGCCAACAGCGAGAGGCCAGGGCGUGUUAUCCGUGUCGUCAGCGCAAGGUCAAAUGUGACAACGCUCAGCCAUGUCGAACGUGUCGGAAGCGUGGCCACCCGGACAUCUGCGUCUACGAUGUUGAUCAGAGCAAUGAGAGUGAAAGACGGCCGCUGGAAGGCUCCCGGUUGCUUUCUCCAGCUCGAGAUCAAGCACAAAGAUCCCCCCCCCAGGCGGGAGUUCAGGGGGUUCAGGACCAAGAUUGGGAUGCUGUCACGCCUAGGAGUAAUCCAGAAAGAGACGUGAAUUAUUCCGGAGAUAAUUCACUUGUGUCCAUUCUUCGUUUUCGAGCUCAGGGUUGCGAUGGGACCAUGGCUCAAGAACUGGCCCCUGUCCUGGGUCUUCAGAAUACGUACAACAUUUAUCCCUUCAUGGAAGCCAAGCUGCCGCAAGAUCGCUGGUCAGAGCUCGUCAAGGUAGCACCUCAGCGUGAUGAAGUGUUGAAAUAUUUCCAUUUUCAUCGUACUCUAGCUCAUCCAUUCAACCCGAUCCUCGUGGAUAUAGACAGAUUCGAAGCCGACAUGUGUGCCUAUUUGAAUGCUUAUGCGGCCGGUGAGAUACAAGAUCCCCAGGUCAUCUCCGAGCGUUGGGCGAAUGAAAAGUCCAUCGGCCUGAUUAGUCUCUUACUCGCGACUCUGGCUUCUGGGGCUCAUUUUUCGGAUCUUGAAAAUCCACGACGCUCAGAGGUUUGUCGGGAGCUCGCCCGUCGAGCCUUUCAGGCCUUACGGUUAGCCAACUUUCUUUUCCGGCCAUCGCUAGACAUCGUCCAAACAUUAUUAAUUCUUGGAAACACUUUACAAAAUAAUGGGCAAUCAGACGCAGCCUGGGCCCUGCUGGGAACUACGGUCCGCCUGGCCCAAGCAUUAGGCUUACACAGAGAGAAGAGCUUUUCCAGCUUCCCCGAAUCCGUCAAGUCGAAAGCAAUCUCAUUGUGGAACACCAUCAUUUGGCAGGACAGCCUUCUUAGUUUAUGCUAUGACCGCCCUCCGAUUGCUUCAGCCAAAGGCUGGAAUCUGGAUCAAACCUUCGCCACAUGUUCUGACCUUUCUUAUGUCGAGAUCAUGCGCUAUAACUGCUUCCUUGGCAUAGAGAUUACAAGCGGAGAGCAGCAAUUCCAAGACGCCAGCCGAGCGCUUGACGCUCUCAGCAAACUUGACGAAGUUUACAGCCGGGCACAGGCCCAUCUUCAAGAUCGUGGGAGCUGCACAACUCUCCACCAGAACCUCGAGCAUCUUGCUUUAAAAAUGCAUAUAUCCUCUAUGAUAUCCAUAUUAUGUCGCCCCGCAAUCAAGAGCACGGCUGGUGCCGCCGCAGAUCCUGAGGCUAGUCUUCGAACGAGAGCCAAGCAAAGCUUACUAGACGCAACCAAAGCAUUCCUUGAUUUCCAAGCCCUCAGCACGGUUCCACUACGCACCUGGUCGAUGGUCCACACCGUGCUAAGCUCUACUCUUCUCCUCUGCAUCUGGGACGAGACGCGCAAUGAGCCUCUGUGUCUGGACACCCAACAGAAGGUGAUCGAAGUGUUUUCGGGCGCCGAGUCUGCUACCAAUGAUGACGGCCGCCCUUUGCAAGAGAACAGUCAAUGGUUAUCAGAAAGACACAUCAAGACCUUGGUUACAUUGCGAAACGCUGUGCAGAGCUCAACCUCCCAUCACCUGCCAAGCAGGCCCACAACAACAGCAGUUCAAACACAACGGCUGGUCUCUGACGAUCUCAAUGCGACAUCACCCUUGCAGCAGUGCGAGAAUGUUCCCCCCAAUUUCGGACACAGCCAUAUAUCGCCUGUCACCUAUCUCGACUCCAUCAUGAACGUCCCAUUAUUCGAUUUCUCUCUGGAAGACGGCCUCCUAGAAAAGCCCCUAUGGACCUAG
Molecule: messenger RNA, 1980 nt
Organism: Penicilliopsis zonata CBS 506.65
Lineage: Eukaryota; Fungi; Ascomycota; Eurotiomycetes; Eurotiales; Aspergillaceae
Exons: 6
Coding region: 1-1980 (659 amino acids)
Biological process (GO): regulation of DNA-templated transcription; DNA-templated transcription
Molecular function (GO): carboxy-lyase activity; zinc ion binding; DNA binding
Source: RefSeq, a predicted model, not a curated record